Oncorhynchus masou masou (cherry salmon) is the source of this 2014-nucleotide messenger RNA. RefSeq names its product INSYN2B protein-like. The coding region runs from base 1 to 1182 and encodes 393 amino acids. NCBI's taxonomy places the organism in Eukaryota, Metazoa, Chordata, Actinopteri, Salmoniformes, Salmonidae. Gene Ontology annotation, cellular component: postsynaptic density. The transcript has 4 exons. Gene Ontology annotation, biological process: inhibitory postsynaptic potential. The record is from RefSeq and is a predicted model, not a curated record.
AUGUCCUCAGAGACUGGGGUUGUUUGUGACUCAGGCAGCAUUGGGGGCAGCAGUGGAUUUGCCAUUUCCAAGGAGAUGAGUCAGAAUGCCAUCAACAGUCUGACAAAGGACGACAUGGGGUCACAGGGGUCUGGGGGCGGAGUCUACUGUCAGAUCAAAGCCAUACGGGCCAAUCCCAGGGAGUCCAGCCAUAGGUCCAGCGGGAAAUGGACAUCUCGAUACACCAAUGGGAGUGUGGUCGCCCCUGAGGUGGUGGGCGGGGUCUGCACUGAGGGUGCUGAAGGCAAUGAGCCAAUCAGAGAGAGGAGGAGGGUCCAGUCUCUUAGAGGGGAGAAGUCUCGCCCUGGACUGAGGUCAGGGAGUCUGUCUCAGUCUGUGAGCUCUCAUGCCACGCCUCCAAGGCCCUGUAGAAUGAUGACAUCAUCAUCGCCCCGCCUCUGUGGAACCUGCGGGCGGAGACAGUCCCAGGCCCCACCCAUCUGCAUGGCAACAGCGUGCCGCAGGCGAGCGGCAAAUCAGAUCACAGAAAGCCAGACUCUACCGAUUCCUCCCCGGAAAAAGUCUGUGAACACAAAACCAGCAUCCCCUGUCCUUCAGACCCAACUCAAACCUACACCCCUCACCCCUUCCCUGCACCCCAAAGCAUCACCAGCACAGCCAAUGAAAUCAGAAGCCUCCAAAACCCAUGCUCCAUUAAAAGACGCCCAUGCUCCCCCUGCUGCCAAUCUGGCCCCACAAUGCAAUGGGGCUCCAGGGAGGCUGGUGGGGCUACAGGCGGGGGUCCAGGCGGGGGUACCCAGAGGGUUACAAGGGUGUGUGUCAGGGGGCCUCCACGGGCGUCUCCACAGUGUGGAGGAGAGUCUGCUCUCCAACCAGGAGAAGAUCAAGGUCCUCCUCAAUGUUAUCCAAGACCUGGAGAAGAGCAAGGCCCUCAGCGAAGGGCGCUGCUCAUACAGAACUGGCCAGGACAUCAACAACUGUCCCACCUGUCAGAAGACUGCCUGCAUUAUCUACAGUGUGGAGCAUGACUUCAGGCAGCAGGAAGGCAGGUUCCAGCCAGUGAUGGAGACUCUAGACAGGGACUAUGAUUUUCCCCUCCCUGUCCCCAAACCUGCCCCCGCCCACCCGAACACCAAGACCCUCGUCAAGAAGCUACGCAAGAAGUGCUUCUGGUGGCUGUAGACACACACAGACACACAGCCAUCGCCGGCGAUACAGUCGCCAUGAAGACAUUCCGGACUGCUAUUACCAUGGGGAUUGGACAGGUGUGUGUCUAUCUACCAUGGGGACUGCUCCUGUUUCAUUGUUGUUGCUAUGGGAACUGUACACCUGUUAUGGUAUCUAUGGAGAUCUAUGGUUCAUCUCUGACAUGGUUGGAGAACGAACAGUACGUCAGCCCACAACUAUGGGCUGAUUGAUAGUUACUUUAACCCAAAGUCUUGGUACAGUUACUGAGCUAUGGAUUUAGGGGAGACACUAAACAUUGACAAGAGUUCAGUCUAGAAGGCUGUGACAGCGGUGACCUUUCCUUAGUUCUAACAUCUGUCAGAUGAGAAUUCAUAGGUGAUGGACCAUGUCACAGUGAAGAGAGGAACUCUACUACCUAAACAGAGACGAUUCCAUCAUCAAGCCCUUUAGAGAGUGACAGGCCGUGCAACCAAUCAACAGUCUCCCAGACUUGACUGACAAAGCGAGGAUCCAUUCAGGAUUCCCUCCGAGUGCACCAAACACAAAGACAAUAAUAAACACUCCACUCUACGAGCUUCCAAUCUUCCACAAUGCUAUUGGUUAUAACCCAAGCUCAACCAUUUAGAAUCAGCCUUUGCUUCUAAGACCACGCCCUAUUUACUGUUUAACCAAUCAUCAGCACCAGACCCUAACCUGCCACAUCAGUGCUUUUUUAUAAACCAUCCCAGUGUAUGAUCUCCCACAAUGCUCUUCUUGUUCCUCUCACUGUGUUUCUGCAGCUGUUUGUAACAGUUAUAUUGGGAUCAAAUAAAGGUGUGUAUUUUAA